CCCCCCCCCCCCCCUCUCCCCAACUGAAACGCCCAGGAAACCCAGUGGAACCGGGGAGGGAGCGAGAGAGAGAGAGAGAGAGAGAGCUUAUCCUGCCCACCUUCCCCUCACCUCCACUCUCUAGAUCUGGCCUCACUCACUGGUGAGUGCGGCCACUGACCGCAAGGGGAUGGCAUCCGAUGUUGUUUAUUUUUUUCUGGGUCCGAUGGCGCCCCCUGGUGACAGCUGUCAGGAAUAGCAGCUGUGGCUCGUUACCCGGCCAGGUCUUUUCAGGAAAGACUGUUUUUUUUCUGUGAGCACUGGCAAAGCCAGGCAGAGGAGGAGGGGAUGAUGGGGAGUAGGGGGUAACUAAGAGGAUUUUAUGAGUAACAAAAUAAAGAUGAAGAACUUAUGUAAAAACAAAAAAAAUUAAAAUGGAGAAAAGGAAAUGACACAAGAGACAAUUUCUGAAUUUUUUGUUUGAUUUCUGUAAAGAUACACCUUGUCUUUUGAGAAAAUCAUUGUAUGUAAAUAGUCAGCUUUUUGCAGUGUUUUUUCGUAACUUGAUUUCUUAUUUUAAUGUUGCUUUUUAAAAUUGAUCCACUUUAAAAUGGGGAAGAGGAGAAGGAGGAGGAGCAUCGCAGUCUUUUUGGUAUCACAGACGGUCUCCCUCUUGAAACAUCUUCCACCCCCUCUUCUCACACACACACACACACACACACACAUACAGACACACAUUAACGCAUACACACACACAACGCGUUUCCUCUUGUGAUGCAUCGAGGGAGAGGUGGACCUGAGGGAUAUACUUGAUUGUGCUUGUGGAGCACAGAGACGCGCUGGCCCCCUGCCCACCAAAAACCGCCAGAUUCUCAACAUCUUGUACAUUAGUGAAACAUACAGAUACACACCGGACACACUUACAUUUCACUACAACAUCUGGGACAAUUCAUUGAAAGAACCGACCUGUAAAGUCAACUUGUGUUACCCACUUUGCAGUCAGGGAAACUAUCUUUGGUGCGAGUUAGAAACACUGGUGUCAAGAGUAUGAAAAGUGAAAGUCAAUGAUAAGCUUAAUAUUGCCGACAGUGAUAUUCUUGAAGACAACUUCUUGGGCCCUGCAUUGAUCUGAAUUAUGAACGUGAGCUGACAUUGUCUAUGUUUUGGGUUUUUUAUAACAUGAAGCAGUAAAGUCUCCCACUAUUGCACAAAUUGGAUGCUCUCUGAAACGUAGUCAACGUGAAAAUAUUGCAAGAGAAGAAAUCUAUUUUUCUUUUCUUUUUUCCUUCGUGAGAGGGUAUGCCAUCCCUGGCGGCUUGAAAAACAAGGCAGCUUUAAUAAAUUUUCUCAGAGAUAUACAUUGGUGUUUAUUGAUAUUUGUACGUUCCUUUUCUUUUAUGUAGUCCCCCCUUUUUUUUAUACUGUCAAGACAGUCAUCUGAAACUGAACUCGGUAUUAUCUUUCCGUUGGACAAAAAAAUUAAACUAACCAAACGUGAAAAAGGUCGCUGCACCGUUGCACUUUUUUGUUUUGCAUUGGGGCUUUUUGUCAACAAAAGGCCAUACUACCUGUUGUGUAACUUAUUUAGCCUCCGCCACAGGAGCUUACUGAGGUGUGCUUUAAAUAUCCCUACGCGGCUCGCUAGAGAGACGGAUAUUUGGACUUCCGGCCUUCUCUAUAAGUAGCUGGUGCUUCAUAUCUUUCUUUUUCUCCAGUAGGAAACUUGCUUCACGGUCUCGAUUAGUGUAUGGUCCCUUCUUUUAUUAAACUUUUUUUUCCGGGAGUUGCUGUCGUUGUCAUUUUUAAGACCCUUGUCACCUUAAUCUCUUCUCUGGAUCCUGGGUUGAUAGCAUUUUAACCCCCCCCCCCCAUCCACAAGCAUGAAGCUUUCAAGUAUUAACGCUAGGUCAUAAUUUAUAAUGGCAGUUACGCUCCUUUCUGGUUAAGCCUCUUUUUUUGUCAAAUAUGUGAAAUCCUACCGUGUUAUAUUAUAGACAACCAAUCUGCUCUAAACUUGAUCCUUUUUUUUUCGUUCUCGUCAUGAUUUUGAAUUCUAGCUCCUCCCCCCCCCCGUUAUAUGAUUUUCCCCAUCAAUGUAUUUCAUCCCGUAUUGACGGGGUGUUAUGUGUUUACAAUGGCAAUGACGAAAAUAAAGUUUACAAACUUGAAUCUUAAAAAGACAAAAAAAUGAAAAUGAAGCCGAAACUAAAUUGAAGCGUCUUUUCAGCUCACAAUCAAACACGCAGUGGUGACUUUCUGAAAUUGAGACUUGAAAUAACCCAUAUAUCCUAUGAUGUUGAAAUGCAAUGUUCGUAUCGCACAAUGUCUCUUGGUAGUCUAUUACAAGAAUUCAGACCAAUCAAAUAAAGUGGAUCACUUCUCCACCUCUGAAAAUGGUCUCUGUUAUUCAAUUCACAUGCAUACAUAAAUACACCCUAUUCAGUAUUUUACUCAAGUAUCUUAGGUAGGUUACUUGUAUGUGCCUCCUAAAUGAUUGGCAAAAGUAUUAACUUGCUAUUUAUCUUAGUUUGAGUAUUUAACUAUUCCCCUUUUUUUAAUGGAGGGUGCAAAUUAUGCCGUUGUCCUGAUGCGAGGCCUGCCGAAGCAAAAAAAAAAGAAAGUUUGCACCAUUACAUACACCAAUAUCCUGAAUUUAAGCCCCCAAAACGUAAUCUUUAUUUUUGCAACGUAAGACCAAACUUUUAUUAUGACAUUUCGAUCGUGCCUCAGGCUUUUACUUUGGAAUAAAAUGUAGACAGGAAACGUCGUAAUAUACGAGCCGCCUAUUGGUCAGGAUACCGCAAGUAAAUCUGAAGAGUUCCUGUAAGCAAUGCGCUCUUUUUUACCUGCAGUGGCUGAACAGUUAUUUAAAGACAUUCAGAAAAUAUAUGAAGAAAAGUCACAAAUACCUGAUGACCUAUUGAUUGCGCUUAAGUUUGUCUUUGGCUCUUGUGCGCUGCAGGCGCUGGACCUAGUGGACAAGCACUCGGUCACCUGUCUGUCCUCACCCAGUGGACGCAAAGUGUACCAGGUGACGGGCGGCUCGGGCCGGCUGUACACCUGCUUCACCUCCUGCCACUACUGCCCAUGUCCCGCCUUCGCUUACGCGGUGCUCCGCAGGAACGACGGCCUUCUGUGCAAGCACCUCCUGGGCGUCUACCUGAGCCAGGCGAUGGGGCUGACCCAGCAGGAGAGCGUCUCUGACAAGCACAUCACCACCCUAAUGGCUGGGGGGGGCGCUGCCUCCUGACCCACCACCCCCACCUGAACCACUGGAACAAUCUGGAUACCCCCCCCCCCCCAACCCCCACGCGAAGCCCCGUGUCCCUACCCCCGCAGCCCACCAUGUGAAUGAUCGGGACACGCACCGACGCACACACCUGGGUGACACCCAGGAGCAGGGCGCUAAUCUGAGGUUCCUUCUCGCUGAAGGACUCCAGAUGGGUUUUCUGGAACAGUUCCUCGUCGGGUUCUGGUUAAAUAAACAGCUGGGACGUUUGAUUUCACUGGGCUCCUGAGUCAGCUGCUCCUUGUGGAAAUAACAUGUUUUUCUUUUGUACUUGCUAAAGCACCUUGUUAAUGCACAACAAUUUCAAUGUAACCUUGUUUCUUUUUAUAUAUACAUGUACAUUUCCUUGACAAUAAAGAAUGCUG
Molecule: messenger RNA, 3633 nt
Organism: Gadus chalcogrammus (walleye pollock)
Lineage: Eukaryota; Metazoa; Chordata; Actinopteri; Gadiformes; Gadidae
Gene: zswim7
Product: zinc finger, SWIM-type containing 7
Exons: 5
Coding region: 2810-3229 (139 amino acids)
Biological process (GO): double-strand break repair via homologous recombination
Cellular component (GO): Shu complex
Molecular function (GO): zinc ion binding
Source: RefSeq, a predicted model, not a curated record